CCUGAGUGUAAUGGAAUGACAUCCGCCGUCACCUCAUCAGAAGUGAGGCGUGAGCAAGAAGAGGAGCAUCCUGAAAUUCACUGUGUUAUCCACCAAGCAACAGAUCAUCUUGACAGAAGCAAAGCAGAUCUUUUGCAUUCCAGGCAACCAGAGAUCACUAUCAUCGCCGGGGAACCUUCGGAUGACAACGAAUGGUUCUCAGCAUCGCCCGUGGUUUGUUCUUCCGACCCUCAAUCCAGCUGGUCCGCGGGCAUCCAGCCCCCACCGUCCGAUGACCAGGUGAUUCAAGAAAAGACCCGAGAGGAGCACAUUGCUCGGCCCACCGCGGCUCCCCGACAGUUUUCUCCCUGUAUCACCACGACCUGCUCCACACAGACUGACCCCGUCAGGGAAAAAUCACCCGGUAAAAAGCCGCAAAAACCGCCUAGACCAUCCUUGUUCAGACCUGAAGGUGCUUCUGAAAGUGGUCCACACAAGUCACAAGAAAGACGGGACUCAGGAGAUCGGUACAAAAGAUCAGUCACGGUCCACUGGGAAACACCUGUGCAACCUGACCCAAGCCCUAGUGCGACAACUUUUAGUGUUCCCACCUUAGAACCCAGACCUGCCCCGCUUCCUCGCAUAAAAUCCAGAAAACAGACCGAAGCUAACAUUCAGACAUUGGUCAAACUUGAAGAUGAUGAGCUCCCCACAGAUGCUGUUAACAAUUCCUCAAAUGAGUAUCUGAAGGAGCUGCUGGACGUCUUUAGUCCGAACGGAGACCAAGCAAAUCCGGAGAAACGAGUUCAUGGUGAGAUGAACAGUCAGCGAAACAUCCAGUCCAGGAUCCAGGCCUUUGAGAGCCAGCUCGGCCCAGAGCACGGGAGUGCCGCCGAGCCGAUCAGACCACAGCCUCUUCCUAGAAAUCCGGCAAAGCCACAGGUGUCCGCUAAACCUCCACUAUCUUCCAGAUCUGUAUUGGUUCAGGACAGUCAAAAUGUAUCAAGGCAGGAUCAGACAGCCGUUUUCAAACCUCAGCCGGCCCAGAAACUUGCUGGAAAUCCCAUGCGAGAAGAAUUGGAGACCCUGCUCACAAAGGGCGGACCCCCGCAGCGCUCACGCCCGGCAGUAUUAACCAGGGAUUACAGCAUCCAUGACGAGGCGCCACUCUUGCCACCGAGAAUGCCAGUGAAGCCACCAAAGGAACCACUGAAGCCCAACCUCAACAUCAACAACCACAACUCCGCCUCCAUGGCGAGGAAUAACGAAAAUGCCCACAUUCCACCAAAUCCGGCUCCUGUCAAGGCGAUGCCACCUUUAACAAAAAGGCCCACCACUAUCAGAGUCCCUAGCCAAAUUGCCACAGAGAGUCUUCAAGGCGAUCCUCCUCCACUUCCUGCUCGGAAACCUGUCGGCGGUCGAGGCACCGCAGCCGUUCCCAGGCAAAAAUCCUUACCCAGCAUCCCAACUCAGGGGUUAUUAAAGGACAAGAGGGUUCCAUCGCUACCAAAUCAGCGGCAAGGCAUCACAAAACCGCUUCCGCCACGCCCACCUGCGGCUAAACCUGGUCCUGGACGACCGCCGCUACCCAGCGUGCAGGCCACCAAGACCACCAAAGGGUUCCUCCUGCCUCCCAGACCUGUCCAGGGCCAUCGCCUCUAUGACAAAUACACUCUUCCGCAUGGAUCCGCCGCCCCGGACUCUAACAGGAGCCACAGCGAAGAACUAUCAUUCCAGGCUGCAAAUCCAACCGGCAAGCAAGAAAAAGGAUUAAACGUUCAAGCCUUGCAUGACUUCACUCCAGAGGGUCCAGGAGAGCUGGGCUUGAAGGCCGGUGACAUCAUCAACAUGGUGGAGCGCGUGGACAGUGAAUGGUACAAAGGGACUUGUAAAGGAUCCACUGGUUACUUCCCAGUUAACUUCGUCAAAGUGCUGUCGGAUGCACCACCAAAACUUGCUCCCGAGAAGAAACCAAAGCCACAUUCUGCUAUAGUCACUGGUCCCAGAUGUGUGGCAAGGUUUGAUUUUGUGAGCGACAGUGGGGAGGAGUUGUCGUUCAUGGAGAGCGACGUGAUCCGGCUACAAGCCUACGUUGGCGAUGAGUGGGCCUGCGGGCAGUUGGGCACCGCUUCCGGAAUUUUCCCUCUCAAUUUUGUGGAAGUCGUUGAAGAUCUGCCGUCAACGCCCACUUGGCCCCAGGGUAUGACGAAUCCCAACAGGGUCGCAUUACCAGGCAUGGCCAGUCAUCAGCCACAAGCUGUCAAACCAGCUCAGUCCUCUGUAGAGUGGGCACUGGCUCAACAUGAUUUUGAUGCCAAUGCGGAGGAUGAGCUGUCUUUCAAGCGGGGCGACUGCAUUCUUGUCACCAGGCAUGUCGACGCCGAAUGGAGCUGCGGAAGACUCAACGGCAAAGAAGGAAUCUUUCCCAAGGUUUUUGUGGAGAGUCGCAUGGGUCCAAAGUUGCCAACUAACAAGUUGAAAGCUGGUGAAAUGAAGGGAAGGGCCAUGUACGAAUUCAUUUCAGACUGCGAUGAGGAGCUCUCUUUGCAGGUCGGGGACAUCAUCACCAACCUGGAGCCAAUCAACGAUGAAUGGUUCCUGGGUGACUUGAGGGGCAAACGGGCCUUAGUGCCUAAAAACUACGUUCAAGUGCUCUGAAGUUUGGACUCAAACUUAAGGUACUUGUUUUGCAAUGAAUUAUUAAAAAAACAGUGAAUAUUUUCUGCUGCGUUACAUUUAGAAUUGUGUGUUGUGUUCUUUUGAUUACCAAUUCUGUAAUAAAUUUUACACUGGCGCUA
Messenger RNA from Hippocampus zosterae (dwarf seahorse), 2777 nucleotides. It is a transcript of the gene sh3d19, whose product is annotated as SH3 domain containing 19. Gene Ontology annotation, molecular function: protein binding. Gene Ontology annotation, biological process: protein transport to vacuole involved in ubiquitin-dependent protein catabolic process via the multivesicular body sorting pathway. Gene Ontology annotation, cellular component: ESCRT-0 complex. The transcript is spliced from 19 exons. The coding region runs from base 16 to 2637 and encodes 873 amino acids. The record is from RefSeq and is a predicted model, not a curated record. NCBI's taxonomy places the organism in Eukaryota, Metazoa, Chordata, Actinopteri, Syngnathiformes, Syngnathidae.